AUGGGGCUCUCCUCUCGUUCCCAUUUUCUCCUCUCGGUCUUGCUUUUGUGUCUGGUGCAUUCACCCACCUUUGCCUUGAAAAAGCCUUACAUCGUGUACUUAGGUUCUCAUGCACACGGUCCAGAACUGACCGCAACAGAUAUUGAAAGUGUCACCAAUUCUCAUUAUAAUUUACUCGGAUCGUACUUGGGAAGCAACGAGAAGGCUCAGGAGGCAAUUUUCUAUUCAUACACUCAUCACAUCAAUGGUUUCGCUGCAAUUCUCGAAGAGGAUGAAGCGGCAGAAAUUGCCAAGCACGCAAAUGUCUUAUCUGUGUUUCUAAGCAAAGGAAGGAAAUUGCACACAACAAGGUCAUGGGAUUUCUUGGGGCUAGGGAGAAACGGGGUGAUUCUAAAGAGUUCCAUCUUGUGGAAGGCUAGGUUUGGGGAAGACACGAUUAUUGGCAACCUCGACACAGGUGUUUGGCCGGAAUCAAAGAGCUUUAAUGAUGAAGGGAUGGGUCCUAUUCCGGGAAAGUGGCGAGGAAUCUGUCAACGGGGCAUAAAAGAUAAAUUUUCUUGCAACAGGAAGCUGAUCGGAGCGAGGUACUUCAACAAAGGCUAUGCUGCAUAUGCUGGACACCUUAACUACACAUUCUACACGGCACGGGAUAAUGAGGGUCACGGGUCCCACACUCUGUCUACAGCGGGAGGAAGCUUUGUCCCUGGAGCGAGUGUUUUUGGGAAUGGCAAUGGAACUGCUAAGGGAGGAUCUCCUAGGGCCCGUGUUGUGGCAUACAGAGUGUGCUGGCCUCCAAUUGAUCAAAAUGAGUGCUUUGAUGCAGACAUCUUGGCAGGCUUUGAUGCUGCGAUAAGCGAUGGCGUCGAUGUUCUAUCUGUGUCUCUAGGCGGGGAUCCAGCAGAGUUUUUCAUGGACGGAAUUGCUAUUGGAUCCUUCCAUGCAGCUAGGAAUGGGGUUGUGGUUGUUUCUUCUGCUGGCAACUCUGGGCCCCAACCGGGGACCGUGUCUAAUGUUGCUCCAUGGAUGAUCACCGUUGCUGCAAGCACAAUUGACCGGGAAUUCACGACCUACAUUGCUCUUGGAGACAAGCAGCACCUAAAGGGGUUGAGCCUUUCGGCCAAAGGGUUGCCAUCCAAUAAAUUCUAUCCACUAAUCAGUGGUGCAGAUGCGAAGGCUGCAGAUGUCUCGGCCGCAGAAGGUUUGCUCUGCAAAGCUGGAACCCUUGACCCCAAGAAGGUGAAGGGGAAGAUCUUGGCAUGCCUUCGCGGUGAUAACGCAAGAAUCGACAAGGGCCACCAAGCUGCCCUUGCUGGUGCUGUUGGGAUGGUUUUGGCUAAUGAUGAAGAGAAUGGAAAUGAUAUUGUUGCUGAUGCUCAUGUUCUUCCCGCUGCUCACAUUUCUUUCGCAGAUGGGAAGGUUCUCUUCACGUACAUCAACUCCACAAAGUUUCCUAUGGCUUACAUCACUCAUGUGAAGACAACGUUGAACACGACACCUGCUCCUUUUAUGGCUUCCUUCUCAUCCAGGGGACCGAACAUCGUAGAGCCAGCAAUCCUGAAGCCCGAUAUUACUGCACCCGGAGUGAAGAUCAUUGCUGCUUAUACACUGGCAGUUAGUCCAACAGGUCUAGAUUUCGACACGCGUAGAACGCCUUUCUAUGUAUUGUCCGGCACCUCAAUGUCCUGUCCUCAUGUGUCCGGCAUCGUUGGUCUCCUCAAAACCCUCUAUCCCAGUUGGAGUCCUGCCGCGAUACGAUCCGCAAUCAUGACAACCGCAAGAACACGAGACAACAAGGUGGAGCCGAUGCUCGAUUCAUCUUUUGUUAAGGCAACUCCAUUUUCGUAUGGUGCUGGCCACAUCCGGCCAAACCGUGCGAUGGACCCUGGUCUCGUGUAUGACUUGACGGCAAACGACUACUUGGACUUCCUAUGCGCCCGAGGUUACAAUGAAUCCCAACUGAGAUUAUUCACCAAUGAGACCCACACAUGCCCUAAACAUUUUAAUGCGGUGGAUAUGAACUAUCCUUCUAUCACUGUCCCGAAUCUCAACAGCACCGUGGUGGUCACAAGAAGGGUGAGGAAUGUGGGCACUCCUAGCACGUAUUAUGCACGCGUUAAGGCACCAGCUGGAUUGUCAGUCUCCGUCCAACCGCAGAGCCUGGUGUUCGAAAGGUUUGAUGAAGAGAAGGAAUUCAAGGUGGUGUUGAAACCUAAUGUUGCUGGCAAGCCCUUUGAUUAUGUGUUUGGACGGUUGAUCUGGUCUGAUGGGGUGCACUAUGUGAGGAGUCCUCUGGUUGUGAAGCACCAACAGAGGAAUUCAUAUUAUAUUCAAGUUUGUUUUAAGCUGCAGAAGAAACAGAGAGCAAUGAGGCUCUCCUCUCAUUCCCAGUUUCUCCUCUCAGUCUUGCUUUUGUGUCUGGUGCAUUCACCCACCUUUGCCUUGAAAAAGCCUUACAUCGUGUACUUAGGAUCUCAUGCACACGGUCCAGAACCGACUGCAGCAGAUAUUGAUAGUGUUACCAAUUCUCAUUAUGAUUUACUCGGAUCGUACUUGGGAAGCAAUGAGAAGGCUCAGGAGGCAAUUUUCUAUUCAUACACUCAUCACAUCAAUGGUUUCGCUGCGAUUCUCGAAGAGGAUGAAGCUGCAGAAAUUGCCAAGCACCCAAAUGUCUUAUCAGUUUUUCUAAGCAAAGGAAGGAAAUUGCACACAACAAGGUCAUGGGAUUUCUUGAGGCUAGAGAGAAAUGGAGUGAUUCAUAAGAGUUCCAUCUUGAGGAAGGCUAGGUUUGGGGAAGAUACAAUUAUCGGCAACCUCGACACAGGUGUUUGGCCAGAAUCGAAGAGCUUUAACGAUGACGGGAUGGGUCCUAUUCCGGGAAAAUGGCGAGGAAUCUGUCAGCGGGGCAUAAAAGAUGGAUUUUCUUGUAACAGGAAGCUGAUCGGAGCGAGGUACUUCAACAAAGGCUAUGCUGCAUAUGCCGGACACCUUAACUACACAUUCUACACGGCACGGGAUAAUGAGGGUCACGGGUCCCACACUCUGUCUACAGCGGGAGGAAGCUUUGUCCCUGGAGCGAGUGUUUUUGGGAUGGGCAAUGGAACUGCUAAGGGAGGAUCUCCUAGGGCCCGUGUUGUGGCAUACAAAGUGUGCUGGCCUCCGAUCGAUCAAAAUGAGUGCUUUGACGCGGACAUCUUGGCAGGCUUUGAUGCUGCGAUAAGCGAUGGCGUCGAUGUUCUAUCUGUGUCUCUAGGUGGGCAUCCAGCAGAGUUUUUCAUGGACGGAAUUGCCAUUGGUUCCUUCCAUGCAGCUAGGAACGGGGUUGUGGUUGUUUCUUCUGCCGGCAACUCUGGGCCCGAACCAGGGACCGUGUCUAAUGUUGCUCCAUGGAUGCUCACCGUUGCUGCAAGCACGAUUGACCGGGAAUUCACGACCUACGUUGCUCUUGGAGACAAGCAGCACCUAAAGGGGUCGAGCCUUUCGGCCAAUGGGUUGCCAUCCAACAAAUUCUAUCCACUAAUCAGUGGUGCAGAUGCGAAGGCUGCAGAUGUGUCGGCUGCAGAAGCUUUGCUCUGCAAGCCUGGAACCCUCGACCCCAAGAAGGUGAGGGGGAAUAUCUUGGCAUGCCUUCGCGGUGAUACCGAAAGAGUCGACAAGGGCCACCAAGCUGAGCUUGCAGGUGCUGUUGGGAUGGUUUUGGCUAAUGAUGAAGCGAAUGGAAAUGGUAUUGUUGCUGAUGCUCAUGUUCUCCCCGCUGCUCACAUUUCUUUCGCGGAUGGGAAGGUUCUCUUCACGUACAUCAACUCCACAAAGUUUCCUAUGGCUUACAUCACUCAUGUGAAGACAAUGUUGAACACGACACCUGCUCCUUUUAUGGCUUCUUUCUCAUCCAGGGGACCAAACAUCGUAGAGCCUGCAAUCCUGAAGCCCGAUAUUACUGCACCGGGAGUGAACAUCAUUGCUGCUUAUACACUGGCAGUUAGUCCAACAGGUCUAGAUUUCGACAAGCGUAAAACGCCUUUCAAUGCAUUGUCUGGCACCUCAAUGUCCUGUCCUCAUGUGUCCGGCAUCGUUGGUCUCCUCAAAACCCUCUAUCCCAGUUGGAGUCCUGCCGCGAUACGAUCGGCAAUCAUGACAACUGCAAGAACUCGAGACAACAAGGUAGAGCCGGUGCUCGAUUCAUCUUUUGUCAAGGCUACUCCAUUUUCCUAUGGUGCUGGACACAUCCGGCCAAACCGUGCAAUGGACCCUGGUCUCGUGUAUGACUUGACAGAAAACAACUACUUGGACUUCCUAUGCGCCCGUGGUUACAGUGAAUCCCAACUGAGAUUAUUCGCCAAUAGGACAUACACAUGCCCUAAACAUUUUAUUACGGCGGAUAUGAACUACCCUUCUAUCACUGUCCCGGAUCUCAACAGCACCGUGGUGGUCACAAGAAGAGUGAGGAAUGUGGGCACUCCUGGCACUUAUUAUGCACGCGUUAAGGCACCAGCAGGAGUGUCAGUCUCCGUCCAACCGAGAACCCUGGUGUUCAAAAAGUACGAGGAAGAGCAGGAAUUUAAGGUGGUGUUGAAACCUAAUGCUGCUGGCAAGCCCGUUGAUUAUGUUUUUGGACGGUUGAUCUGGUCUGAUGGGGUGCACUAUGUGAGGAGUCCUCUGGUUGUGAAGCAUCCGUGAACAUGACAUGACAACUACAAUGAAGAUUGGGGUUUAGCAAGCUAAAUAGCCUCUGAUGAUAGCUGGCUCUAGCCUUCACUUUUCUCUUUGGGGUAGAGAAAUUUCUCAGAAGCAAUGAUUUUUGUUUCCUUUUCUAUCAAGUGGGAACAAAGUAUUUCGUUUAAUUGGGGGAGAAAAAUGGAAUGUGUUUUAUGUAUUGACAAGUUUUCUGGCAAAUAAAAAGGAAGUAUAGAUCCAGAUCACAGAAA
Syzygium oleosum is the source of this 4922-nucleotide messenger RNA. RefSeq lists its product as uncharacterized. The coding region runs from base 1 to 4674 and encodes 1557 amino acids. Gene Ontology annotation, biological process: proteolysis. Gene Ontology annotation, molecular function: serine-type endopeptidase activity. Lineage: Eukaryota; Viridiplantae; Streptophyta; Magnoliopsida; Myrtales; Myrtaceae. The transcript is spliced from 22 exons. The record is from RefSeq and is a predicted model, not a curated record.